AGUAUCAAUUCGUCCACAUUUAAGAGCGUUUCAAUUUAUCAAUUUAUGGCUACCGAAGCUUCAUCUUAUUUAGACUCAAAAUUCUUUCACAAAGCUCUGGAAGAAGGAUUUCGUGAACUUGGAAUUAUCAUACAAAAUAUCGAAGUGGUUGAUGCUGGAAUUGGUGGAGACAACUAUUGUAGCACCAUCUUUCGGGCAAAAAUUGGCUUUCAACGCGGUUCAAAUGGUUCUCCGGAAAAUAUAUCACUGAUAGUUAAAAGUAUGCCAAAUGUGAAUUAUGGAUUCCUUGAACGUUUACAAGUCUAUGCAAAAGAAAAAGUCUUCUACAUGGACAUCAUGCAUCGCAUGGAAGUGCUUCUUCCAAGAAAAAUUCUGAUAUUAGGAGCGAAGCAUUUCUAUUCUACAACUGAUCCUGUCCAGACAAUCGUCCUCGAAGACCUUACAAGCAAUGGUUUUGAAUUACAGAGUCGUCAAUUGGGCCUUGAUGAAGAUCAUUCUGCAUUGGUUUUGACCAAAUUGGGACAAUUUCAUGCUCUUUCCAUGGUUCUAAUGGAAAAAGAUAAAACUAUUGGUCGCAAGUUCCAAAAAGGCUUACUUCACGAGGAGGCAAUAAUGUCUGGUCCAUUUGUUGGACUCUUCGGAGCGCAACUUAAGAAAUUGGCUGCAAUUUCCACCGAAUGGGAGGGUUUCGAGGGAAUUUCUCAUAAACUCUUUCGAUUUUGUGAACAUUUCUCCAAAAACGUCAUGAGAGCCGUCUUCCCUCUGGAAGGAUUUGUAAACGUUCUUAACCAUGGUGAUUUAUGGGUCAAUAACUUGCUCUUCAAACGCACUGAAGGAGACAACUCCAUCGACAUGAGAAUGAUUGAUUUUCAAUUUAGUUUCUGUGGCAGUCCAGGAUUUGACCUCAAUUACUUUUUCUACACCAGUCUUCAGCUGGAUGUCCUCAAAACCAAACGAGAUCAACUCAUUGAGAUAUAUUAUCAAUCAUUAAGGGAAACUUUGAAAGAACUACAGCACGAUUUCAUUCCAAGCCUCGAGGAUAUUCAAAAUGAAAUAUUCAAAAAGGAGCUGUAUGGAUUUUUUGUGUCAUUUGCUUUCUUUCCGAUGAUGUCGAUGCAUAAGGAGGAUUCUGUAGAUAAUAGUCUCGAAGGAAUGCAGAAUUCCGAAAUAGCUAAGAAAAAAAUCGAGUUGAUGUUCACAACUAAUAAAAGGACACUCGAAACAUUGCGCUAUGUUCUGGAACGUUUUGACGAAAUAGGCAUAUUGGAUUUUUAUAUCGACUUUCCUAAAAUGAAGAUCAUCGACGAGAGCGGUCUUGACAUUCCAAAUCACCUGACGGUACAGUUUUUCCAAAAAACCCUCCUAGUAGGUUUCAAUUUAUCCAGAGUUACUAUCCAUCGCAUUGUUUUCUCCCCCGGCUGUGAUGACGGUGAUAGCUUCACAAGUUUGAUAUAUCGGGCCAGAGUACGCUACUCAACCGACGACAACGACGACGGAGUCUUAUCAACAAAAUGGAUCUCAUUCAUCAUAAAGGUUAUUCCAGUUGAAGGGGAUCGUAAAAUAUUCAAAAUAAUGGAUGUUUUUAAAAAAGAAAUAAAUAUGUACGAAAAAGUUUUGCCGGAAGUUGAGAAAAUGCUAGCUUCAGAAAACAUAUCCGGACAAAUGGUUCCAAGGAUGAUCUACAAACAGGAUCAUCCAGUGGGAACGAUCGUCUUUGAAGAUCUCAAUGAACUUCAACUAGGAUUGGCAAAUCGUUGUCUUGGAUUGAAUCAGAGUCAAGCGAAGAUGGUUCUUACUAAAAUUGGUCAAUUUCAUGCAGCGACUAUGAUCCUGGCGAGAGAUCAACCUGAAGUAAUGGAUCUUUUCAGUCAGCCAACAAUUGACAAGAAUGCCCAAAACACAGUUCGUGAUUCGGUUUUUCGUUCAAAUAUCGAAGUUAUGGCUGAUUUGGUUGAGAACUGGGAUGGGUUCAAAAAUAUCGCUCGAAAGUUGAGAAAUGUCAAAAAUGACUUUUACGAUCGAGUCACAAAAUGCGUACAUAAUAAGGAGGCUUUCAAAGUUCUAAAUCAUGGUGAUUUAUGGGUGAACAACUGUAUGUUUAAGCAUUCCGAUGAAGGGGAUCCAGAAAAUCUUUUAUUUAUUGACUUUCAACUAAGCUACUACGGAAGUCCCAUCUUUGAUCUUCAUUACUUCCUUAACACGAGCUUACAGUUGGACGUGCUGAAUAAAAAACGGAAUGUAUUACUCUUAACAUACUACCAGGCUUUGAGAUCAACUUUAAAAACUUUAAACUAUCCAACUUUAAAGAUUCCAACUUGGGAUCAAUUUUCCCAAGAAGUGAUGGUAAAAGAGUUUAUCGGUUUUUGGGCAUUUGAGGCUUUUUUACCAUUACUCACAAUUGAUAAGACAGCUUCUACGAAUAAUCGUAUAGAAAGUUUUAAUAACGAAGACGAAGCUAGAAAGAAGCGAGAAGUAAUGUUUUCUUCGGAGAGGUUUUUGGAAACAAUCAGGUAUUCAUUGCCGUACUUCGAUAAGUUGGGUGUUUUGGAUUGAUUGAUAUAUUUGUUUAAAUUAUAAGAUUUUAAAACAUUUAU
Eupeodes corollae is the source of this 2594-nucleotide messenger RNA. RefSeq lists its product as uncharacterized. Bases 46 to 2553 code for a protein of 835 amino acids. Lineage: Eukaryota; Metazoa; Arthropoda; Insecta; Diptera; Syrphidae. The transcript is spliced from 8 exons. The record is from RefSeq and is a predicted model, not a curated record.